AUGCACACUGAUGGAAACGUGUUUUGGGGAAGUGUAGCGAUAAAGGAGUUGGUUUUUUUUUUAAGUUUUGUUGGUGUAAUACAAAAGUAAAGGGCGAAUUGCUUUCUCGUUUUAUUAAUCAGUAAUGAUGUGUUUAUAAAUCAUAUUAAUGUGCAAAAAAAAUCAAUAAGUAGUUCUCAGACAACCCGGGAAUUAAAAAAAAAAAACCAUGAAGAAGAAGCAUGCUGCAAAGAGUGAGGCAGCGAUUGCUGAUGCUGGGAAGCAGAAGGAUUAUGUUGUUGGCUUGGUAUCAGACAGCCUGACUGCGGAUCAGCCUACAUCAGGGACUCUGUCCUCGUUAUUCUCAGUUGCCUCCACUAAGAACACACUGGUCUUCGUCCCAGCACCAAAACCAGGAGCAAAGGCCAGCCCUGUAAAACAGGAAGCAGGUCGUGUGCCAGGUGGCGGCGAAGCAGUGAAAUGGAAGAAGACGAAACAAAAGUCAGCAGCUGAGAAGAAGCUGGAGGACAGGGAAGAAGCCUUAAAAAAUGCAGAUGAUGCCGAAGAAGCAAAACGUCCAAAGAAAGUCAAGCGCAAAGGUCCAGAACCAAACGACGAUGGCGAAACGCUGGAAGAGGCGCUAGCAGCGAAGCGGCGUAAAGUUUCCUGGAACAAGGCUGAAGAGAGAAUUAAACUGAAAAGAACCGUGUUUGUCGGCAACCUACCUGUUGACUGCACAAAGAAGGAUUUGAAAAAGAUCUUCAAGGGUCUGGGAGCCAUCGAGUCGGUGCGAUUCCGCUCAGUUCUUCGGGAAGAUCCAACAAUGUCCCGCAAGCUCGCCACUAUCCGACGCCAAGUCGACCCCAAAAAAACAAGCAUCAAUGCCUAUGUGGUGUUCAAGGAGGAGGACGGGGCAGCGAACGCUCUACAAAGGAAUGGAAUGGAGAUCCAGAAAGACUUCUACAUCAGAGUGGAUCACGUUUCCCAGAACACUUCACAUGACCAUAAGCGGUCUAUCUUUGUGGGCAACCUUCCAUAUGAUAUCAAGGAACUGCCUUUGCGCCAGCACUUUGAGGAGUGUGGUAAAGUAGAGGCUGUCCGAUUGGUGAGGGACCGAAACACUGGAGCAGGAAAAGGCUUCGGUUACAUUCUCUUCGAGAGCACAGACGCUGUGAUGUUAGCACUGAAGCUGAACGGAUCCCAGCUGCUCGAUCGGAAGAUCAGGGUGAAACACUCGGUGAAGAAGAAGGUGAAAAACGAGAAGAGAGGAAGAGACGCUAAAGGGCAGCAUGGGCGAGGUGCAGCGAGGAAGAGAGGACCACAGCCAGCAAACUUUAAAGGACCCAGGCGUGAUGAAGGCAGCAAACCCAGAGGAAAGCCCUUCACAAAAACUCCUGGGAUGGGCAACAAAACAUCAGCCUCCUUUACUGGAAAUAUGACGGAUCCCGUUUCCAAAAAGGGCAAAGGACUGAGAAAGAAAUUCAAACCGAAGAAAAAGUGUAAACCUGUUCAUAUUUAAUUUUCUUUAAUGGUGUUACAUUGUGAUCAGAGUUGGACUGAAAGGUAAUUACAGAGACAUUUGUUAAAAAAAAAGACUCCAUUAUUUUAAUGACCUCAAACACCUUCAAAAGGUACCGCAGUGUCGGACAAAUAAUACAUAAAACCUACAGUGUAUUAUAAAAAAAAAGAAUAAAACUUUUUUACUC
Neoarius graeffei (lesser salmon catfish) is the source of this 1685-nucleotide messenger RNA. It is a transcript of the gene rbm34, whose product is annotated as RNA binding motif protein 34. NCBI's taxonomy places the organism in Eukaryota, Metazoa, Chordata, Actinopteri, Siluriformes, Ariidae. Gene Ontology annotation, molecular function: RNA binding. The transcript is spliced from 11 exons. Bases 209 to 1498 code for a protein of 429 amino acids. The record is from RefSeq and is a predicted model, not a curated record.